This is a messenger RNA of Tripterygium wilfordii, 793 nucleotides long. Its product is annotated as nucleoside diphosphate kinase B-like. Bases 101 to 547 code for a protein of 148 amino acids. The transcript has 4 exons. Gene Ontology annotation, biological process: GTP biosynthetic process; CTP biosynthetic process; UTP biosynthetic process. The record is from RefSeq and is a predicted model, not a curated record. NCBI's taxonomy places the organism in Eukaryota, Viridiplantae, Streptophyta, Magnoliopsida, Celastrales, Celastraceae. Gene Ontology annotation, molecular function: nucleoside diphosphate kinase activity.
AUAUAUAUAUAGAACCCAUCUUUACACGCUCACUCCCCCCUCAGUAGUCUCUACUCUCUACACACCGCGACCGGAGGAUCCACCCGAGCGUUGAGCAAAGAUGGAGCAGACUUUCAUCAUGAUCAAGCCUGAUGGCGUCCAGAGAGGCCUGGUUGGUGAAAUCAUUAGCAGAUUUGAGAAGAAGGGUUUCACUUUGGCAGGUUUGAAGUUUAUUACUGUGGAUCGUCCUUUUGCCGAGAAGCACUAUGAGGAUCUUUCUGCAAAGCCCUUUUUCAAUGGGCUUGUUGAAUAUAUCAUCUCAGGACCUGUUGUUGCUAUGGUCUGGCAGGGUAAGAAUGUUGUUACAACUGGCCGCAAAAUAAUUGGAGCCACAAAUCCAGCAGAAUCAGCCCCAGGAACAAUCCGUGGAGACUUUGCAAUUGAGAUUGGCAGGAAUGUCAUUCAUGGAAGUGAUGCAGUUGAGAGUGCAAGGAAGGAAAUUGCAUUGUGGUUCCCUGACGGCCCUGUCAGCUGGAGAAGCAGCCUUAACCCAUGGAUCUAUGAGUAAACUCAUCAUGGGUUGAAGCGACAGUUGCUGCCUAUUCUAUUUAUGUUUAAUCUCGUGUUUCGGAUGUUAAGACUUAUUUUUGAAGUUUUGAAUUUGAAAGUAAGUGCUGUGACAGCAUGGCUUGCCUAUUAUAUCAAUUGUUGUUAUUCGGAUUGGGUAACUUUGAAAUUAGGGUAAAGUCAAUAAACAUGACCGUUAGACAACGGUGGCACAAGUCUCACAUUUGAUCGAGGUAAGCUUUGUUUA